AAUUUUGGAACCGAGCAUAAAUUUUAGUUAAAUUUGCGUUUAAAACUUUCCUAAAAUGGAGUGAAUUUGUGCAUGUCCGAUGCAGUGCAUGUCUGUGUAACGUUUGAUAGUGAAAAUCGACAGAUCUGUGAACGUGCUAGUUUGUCCGGACGAAUUCCAGUUUCUGCUCUUCAUCGCAACUAGGCAGGCAAGCAAACGAACGGCAAUCGUCAUACACGAUUAUUCUGCUGAACUGCGGAGGAAGAGCAACCACAAUCACAAAUAUUGAAUUUCAGUAGCAGCGUGUAGUUAAUUCAUUUGUAGACAACAAAGCGUUAAAAUUAACAGAAAACGGGUGGUCAUGUCCUGCCAGCAGGCAUCUCGGGUUCAGGAAGAUCCAUAUGCUUUCUCAGAGCCGGCUCCUUUGCAAGCAAAUACAUCAAUUUACAAGCAUCCGCACCCAAACAAUAGUAAUUCGAAUUCUAGUGGCACUCCAACCGUAAUACAAGCUGGAACCAGCUUGCUCACAAACAACAGUGGGGUUAAUCAUGUCGUGCAGCGUGUAUCUGCUGGAUCACCCAAAGUGGCACCCCUUAAAGUAACGCUUGUACAGUCCCCAACAGUGACAUUGGCUAAAAACCGUAUUAAUGGCGCAUCUGUUGUGGGAAACCCAACUGGAACGGUCUUUCGAACCGUUUCUGUAUCUGUUCCACAAGCUACAACAAUUGUUCAAAGACCACUGGCUAGCGCUGUGUCGCCUCAGACGAUGAUGACUACAGCUGCAAUCACUACUGCGAAAGCUACACCCACAACAGUAUUUACGAAACCUUUUCAGGUUCAGAUAUCACCGCAGCAGAUAGGAAAAUUUUCCCGGCGUAUUCUAGCUAGCAAGUCGCCCAAUGUUUCUCCGGUUGGUACCACCAUUCAGACGCUCCGAAUAGUAAAGAGUGCAAAUCCACAACAGCAGCAACAACCUAUUGGUGGAAGACCAACUAUUACACCAGACGCAAGAAGAUAUCUCAAUCAUUCCAGUACCAGCGUUUUAGGAAGUCCUCUAACGCUACCAGCAUCCCCUGCAGUAGUAGCCGGAAAGGCAGUUGGGCAACCUGUUUCUGUUCCGCUUCAAGCGAUUUCACCAACAAAAAUUCGACUAAUCCAGCCGCAGCCCCAAGGAAAAAUUUUUCUUCAUACUCCCAACAGUACGAACAGCUUGGCAGCAGCAACGCAUAUUUCUAACCCGGUUAGCAUAGCAGCACUUCGAAGCACUUUGGUGAAGCAGAAUCCUUCACUGUUAAACAAGAUUCCACAUACGGUUACAUCACCGCAAGCAGCUACAACUCUGCAAAUAAACAAUAAUACAGUUCUUCCAGCGUUUAAACCGUCACCGACGAUAACAGCACCUAAGCCAGCGGCAAUAAGCAUCCGCCGGACUUCACCACCGACCGCAAACCAACCUAUUCCUCAGCCGGUAGCUACUAUAGUUGCUCCGACUGUAGCUCUACCCAUAGUAGCUACAACUAAAUCACCGACUAUUUCGUCAACUAUCUUGACGACAACACCCACUAGAACGAUCACUCCAAAUCCGUCAAAUUUACAGUUAAUAUCACGAUCUAAAACACCAACGACAUCUAUUUUGAAACCACAAACUCAACAACAGCCACAGCCACAACCACCAAAGGCGUCUCCAAAUCUGCAAGAUGAUGUUGGUUUCACAAUUCCUUCGUUUGUAAUCCCGAAACAAUCUCCCAAAAGUGAAAUCCCGGCUGCUGCUAAGCAGUUACAGCCAACAACGCCGGUGCCGGUAAUUGCUUCUACGUCGUCCACUGGCAAUAGUAUUCCGUCCAGUGGUAAGCAUUCUAGUAAAUCUAGUAAAUCCAGCCAAUCACAACCACAACCACAGGGAACUAAGCGUACCAAACGGUCAUAUAGUCGUUCAUCUCACCAUGAAACUCUGGAAAGGAUAUCUUCCACUUCGGGAAAACGAGCGAGCAAAAGCGACCACAAUGAGUCCGUUGCUGAUUCCGGAAAACCCGUUCCCGCAGUUCGUUUUCCUAAAUGGAAACCACCAGGUGCCGUCGCUGUUCCUUUAAAUCAAGAAUGGCAUGCUCCUGGCUCGUACGUUUAUGACAUUUGUGCGCCAGGUUCAACUACUUCAAGUUCGCUGGAGCAUUCCACCCUAACCCAAGAUUAUUGGUUCGAGGAAUUUUAUGCUGGUAACGAGCUGGGCGCAGCUGAAGCUGCAAAUCCACUGGCUAUGAGAUCUCGUAAGGGUCGGAAAGCAUUAAUGAACGAGGAAGCUCAAAAUAAAUUACUUUGGAGUACUACAGACGCAGAAGGAGAGUUGAAGAAACUCAGUCGCGAUGAGCGGUUGGAGCUUAAGAGAGCAUACCUUCGACGUAAGGCGGUACAAUACUGGAAUGGGCAGAGGUUGCGUAGUUCAGUUCCUGCCCGAAAACGGCUCAAGCUAGUGCGUAAAAUUCUUGCUCGAUGGGAUGGAGAGCGGGAAGCAAAUUUAAAGAAGAGUGGAGGUACUGAACAAUCCAUUUGCCAGCGGCCAGAAUGUAAUCAAGUAGCUCUAUUGGCAACCACACAUUGCUACCAGCAUAUCACAGAUAAUCACGAGCAACGCCUUUUCCAGCAAUGCACGGCUAAGUUCUCCGACAAUAGUCAAUGCCGAGUGCCGGUAUUUGAUAUUAAACACGAAUUGAUUUUGUGUCGAGAGCACGCUUGGAAGCACGACAACCAUGACAAGAUGUCAGCUGAAGUUAAACUUCAGAAAAAACCAACAUCAAGCACUGCUGCCAAAAAGAAAAUGCCGAAGCCUGUAACGGCUUCGUCGCCAGCGCCUGUCAUAAAAAUUGCCCCGACCAGUGUAACGUCCGCUAAGGUCAACAAAAAGAAAAACAAAAAGAAGCUAACGCCUCUUCAGCAACAACUGGCUUUGCAUCAACUGCAUUACAAACAACAAUAUUCAAGUAUUAUCAACUCAAAACCGGGUACUCAUCCACCAGCAUAUGGAACAACAUCUACAGUCGGCAGUGAUCAGAAAAUGCAAACCAUCCUAUCCCGUCAAGGGGGUAAUUAUUUAAAUCAACAACCGCAGCAGCAGUUUAAGAUACAGCCACAUAUUGCAACUGGGAAUUCGGUUCACACGGCUCCUGUCACCAGCGCUCGUGGGGUAAAUAUUGCCUUACAUCAGCGUCAAAUUGUCCAACCCUAUCAACAACAACAACAACAACAACAACCAAUAACAGCCGUUACUCAAACCCACCUUAAUCUUCAUCAACAACAACAGCAACAAUUUUUGCAACAUCGUAUAGUUAAUCGAAAUGAAGAUCUAAUGUUGAAUUACGCAGUUCAACAGCCACAACCUGUACAUCAAAUAUUAGGUAAUAGUAGCACGCAAGACUUACUAAAUAUUUGCGAAAACAGUUCGGCAUAUGCUAGUUCUGAGGAUACCGGCGUAGGCGGUUUGUCAGAGUCGGAACUAAUGGCUGCCCAAGACGUCAUCGAGGAGAUUCCUUUCGAGAUCGGCAGUCUGAACAACGUGCUGAGCCACUUGCCACCCGAUGCAUUUAACGAGUUGCUAUUUAACGAGCAAGAACAAAAUGCUCCCACAUUUGAAUCCACUCAGGAGGAGGAAGAGGACUUGGAGCGAGCACUGGAGGUAGUCGGCGAGCACGUCAAGUCUCUUGAGGAUAUGACUGUCGAAUCGGCUAACUUCUUGGGUGACUUUUUGGACAAUGUGGACGACGAAAUGUUAGACGGAUCGGAUAUCUGCUCGGAUCAGAUGCUCCAGUCGCCGAGUACGAAUGAUAUUCGCGGUUUAGUGCACACGUAAGCAUUAUCGGUUUAGGUAAACCAUUAAUUAUCAUCUAAGGCACAAACUGUAGCCCCUAUUGCCAUCGUCAUUUAAGGGUGGAAGUGAAGUGAAGUGAGCUAUUUUGUAUAACACAUUAUCUUCACAAUCACCCAGCCAAAUUCAUUUAAGCCGGUUCCCGUACGUGACGUUGGUAAUAGGCGAAAACAGGUAAAGUGACGUGUAAGUAGUGAUUAUAAUAGGGGCCUGUAUGCUGCAUUUGCUAUAUUCCAUAAUGGGAGAAUAUGUAACGUUUAGCUAUCAUGGAAUAAGGAAGAUAGGCCGGUUUGGAUUGGAAAGGUUUGUACAGUUUUAAGGAAAGGGUCCAGAAGAGACCCUUGUAUAUUCCUAUUAAGUUAAUUGAUCGAAUUUACCCAGCUUUUUGUCUGCUCCUUUUAUGUAAGAUUAUAAACGUUCAAAGUGAGGCUUAGUUUAUUUUGCGUUCUCUUUUCGCCAACGAAACAAUAUACAAACGUUUAAAGGCAAAAAAUAGUUCGAAAUUGUAGAUUGGAGUUUUCAAUAAAAUGCUUUAAACAAAUUUCUACUAAACUCUUAUCGAGUAAAAGUAACAAAAGAACCUUAUCGGACACUGAAUACGCUUUGCAACAAGCAAACAAAAAUCGACAAAACGGAUUCUGUGAAUUUGUUUUUCAUUACACCUAACGUAGUUUGCUAUUAUUUGUAAGUAGGCCAUAAGUUAUACUAACUAUUGCGCAAUUAAAGUUGUUUUUCUAGGUUCCAUACAUUCAAGCGGUCAAACAUGUGCGGUCAAUACUACAAUCAUAAUUCCUUCAUUUGAAACACUAAUAACAUUUAUCCAUAUUUAGCGCAACAGGUUUUGUUUUGUGUUUCUGAUUUUAUCCGAAUUCUGUUAGCUUUACU
This is a messenger RNA of Sabethes cyaneus, 4720 nucleotides long. RefSeq lists its product as uncharacterized. The coding region runs from base 341 to 3820 and encodes 1159 amino acids. The record is from RefSeq and is a predicted model, not a curated record. NCBI's taxonomy places the organism in Eukaryota, Metazoa, Arthropoda, Insecta, Diptera, Culicidae. Gene Ontology annotation, cellular component: nucleus. The transcript is spliced from 6 exons.